Molecule: messenger RNA, 753 nt
Organism: Bradysia coprophila
Lineage: Eukaryota; Metazoa; Arthropoda; Insecta; Diptera; Sciaridae
Product: COMM domain-containing protein 3
Biological process (GO): sodium ion transport
Source: RefSeq, a predicted model, not a curated record
AAUGAUAUGUCAAAAAAUCUGAUAAAUAAACACUAGACUGUAACUAAAAACAAAAAUUUCACGCGAAAUGGAUCACAUUGAAUUAUCCAGCAUAGUUGUAGACGGUUUGAAAUGUUUGAACACUUCGAUUAAUACUGAUUUAACCAAGAAAUUAAUUAGCAAUGCUGUCAAAAUGGCAUUGUAUUCCGAUGCUAACAUUCCGGCUAAUCCAGAGAUAUACGCAACAAAACCCGAUUUCGCAAAACAGGCUGAAUAUGCAGUGUUGACCGUUAUAUUCCUGUCGAUCAAACACAACUACGACAGCACAAAAUUCCGCAGUCUACUGGAGUCGCACAACGUCUCCGCAAUGGCAGUGGACGAAUUGAUCAAAGUGUACGAUACGAACAAAACCGAGCUGCGUGUAAAGAAUCUGACCACUGGAAUAUCAUUGCCACACAUGACAAAUGUUGAAUGGAAGUUAACGUGCGAUGUCAAGUCAUCCCAAACUGAGUGCGGGUCCGGUGAAUUGACGUACAACAUCCAUUUGGGAAGGUACAAGGACAAAACGGGCGAACGGGAAACGAUCGCGGAUUUCGUGUGUAAUGUGGAAGAGCUACAGUCGUUGAUAUACAAAUUGAAAGAGAUCGAGAGACAGUAUGAACGUUUAAGUGAGAAGUGACUUUCGUGUAUGAUGGUCUGUAUGCGCGGAGCCUAUUGAUGGGGGCUUUUUAUUUAUAUCUUCUGCAUAAGAAUAAAACCAAUUUAGAAAACGAC